AUUUUAGCUCUACGGUCAAUCGGGUCAUCCCUUGAGAAACUUUAGGUCUUAAUUCAAGUAUCUUCAUACGAAUUGAAAUCCAAGUUUGCCGUGUUAAUUUCAAUCUUUCUGUGUUCGGAAUCACACAAUAGUAUCUUACCAAAGGUAGUAAUAAUAGAAUUUGAGAAUGGAUCCCGCUUUGUUACGUGAACGUGAGGCUUUUAAGAGGCGAGCUUUUGCCACGCCGGUAGUGGAGAAUAAAAGGAAGAAAGAAAAUGUAGUAGAUGAAUCGAAAAAGAAACCUAGGCCCCCGCAGAGAUCCUUGGCUUCAGCUCCAAAAAUUGAUGCGACUAACUACAAGCACAUGUCAGGGAGUUCUCAAUACAAAUUUGGUGUAUUGGCUAAAAUUGUCAAGCAUUUAAAAACACUACAUCAGGAUGGAGCAGAUCAUGCCCUUACUUUGGAAGAAAUUCUUGAUGAAACUAACCAACUUGAUGUUGGAAUGAAAAUAUCUCAGUGGCUUCGAACUGAAGCUUUGAACAGCAAUCCUAAAAUAGAAGUUACUUCAGAUGGAAGGUACAUGUUCAAACCACCAUACAAGGUCAGAGAUCGUAAAAGCCUACUGAAGUUACUACGGCAAACUGAUUUGAAAGGAUACGGCGGUAUUCUGCUUGAAGAUAUCCAAGAAUCCUUACCUAACCAUGAAAAAGUUUUGAAAAUGCUCGAGAAAGACAUAGUGUACAUUUCCCGACCGGUAGAUAAGAAGAAGAUUUUGUUUUACAACGAUAAAACGGCGCACAUGCCGAUUGACGAAGAAUUUCAAAAGCUUUGGCGAUCAGUCGCUGUUGAUGGUAUCGACGAUAACAAAAUUGAAGAGUAUUUAGAAAACCAGGGAAUUCGCUCUAUGCAAGACACAAGCCAGAAAGUUCUUCCUGCUAAGUUGAAAAGAAAAGCAGCUCCAAAGAAACGUACUUACAAGAAACCUCGUGACAAUGAACAUCUCAAAGAAAUUUUGCAAGAUUACGAAUGAAAUAGUAAACUGCGUGUUUUCUACCGACGUGCCUCAUUUCCUGUAUCACCUGUAUGGCAAACCAAACGUAUAGGACAAGAACAGUGAUAAGCCAUGUGAUGUUGUCCCUGGAAUCCAGAAACUAAUUUUUUUUUAGUUAAAUAUCAAACUAGUUAAAUUAUUUCUUAUCUUUAUAUUGUUUGCCAUGUUUUAGAACAGAAGGCCUU
Daphnia carinata is the source of this 1215-nucleotide messenger RNA. Its product is annotated as transcription initiation factor IIE subunit beta-like. NCBI's taxonomy places the organism in Eukaryota, Metazoa, Arthropoda, Branchiopoda, Diplostraca, Daphniidae. Bases 167 to 1009 code for a protein of 280 amino acids. The record is from RefSeq and is a predicted model, not a curated record. The transcript has 5 exons. Gene Ontology annotation, biological process: transcription initiation at RNA polymerase II promoter. Gene Ontology annotation, cellular component: transcription factor TFIIE complex.